ACACUACCAAAGCCACUGAUAAUAAAUAUAUACAUACAUACAUAAUCAAAACACACACACACACACACACACAAACAUCAUCAACUCAUGACUCACUCGGCAGCAAUUCUGUGGGUUUUCGUUCUGUUCUUGUUUCUAAGCAAACCCAUUUCAUCGGAAUCGGAUUUGUCGCCGGAGGAGCUGUCGGAGAUCCCCAGAAAUUUCCUCAGCUUCGCCCGAAAAGCUGAAAUCUUUGAUUGGAUGGUGGGCGUUAGAAGAAAAAUUCACGAGAAUCCUGAACUGGGCUAUGAAGAAUUUGAAACCAGUAAACUUAUCAGACAAGAAUUGGAUCAAAUGGGGAUUCCGUACAAGUACCCACUUGCGGUUACCGGUGUGCUAGGGUUCAUCGGCUCAGGCGAACCCCCGUUCGUUGCAAUUAGGGCUGAUAUGGAUGCCCUUCUAUUACAAGAAAUGGUGGAGUGGGAUCACAAGAGUAAGAAUGAUGGGAAAAUGCAUGCUUGUGGGCAUGAUGCACAUGUUGCAAUGCUUCUCGGUGCUGCGAAAAUACUUCAAGAGAAUCGGCAUCUUUUAAAGGGGACUGUAGUUUUAUUUUUCCAACCAGCAGAGGAAGGAUAUGGAGGGGCGAAAAAGAUGAUAGAAGAUGGAGCGCUCGAGAAAGUCGAAGCAAUCUUUGGUAUUCAUGUAGAUACUUUGUUGCCAUUGGGCGAAGUUUCAUCGAGAUCCGGUCCUAUAUUAGCUGGCAGCGGCUUUUUCGAGGCUGUAAUAAGUGGUAAAGGGGGCCAUGCAGCCAUUCCUCAACAGUCGAUAGAUCCGAUUUUAGCUGCUUCAAAUGUAAUUGUGAGCUUACAACAACUCGUUUCUCGAGAAGCUGACCCUCUCGAUUCUCAGGUACUCACAGUAGCUAAAUUCCACGGAGGCGGUGCAUUUAAUGUCAUCCCCGAUUCUGUUACCAUCGGUGGAACUUUCCGAGCUUUUUCAAACGAGAGCUUUCUGCAACUUAAGCAACGAAUUAAAGAGGUUAUUAUAGGACAAGCCGCUGUACAAAGAUGCAACGCGAGUGUUAGUUUCGAAUCAAAAGACAAAAUUUUCUUUCCACCGACGGUCAACGACAAAGACCUGCACAAGCUCUUCCAAAGAGUCGCGGGGGAUAUGCUCAGUAUUUCCGGAGUUAAAGAAAUGCAGCCUUUAAUGGGCUCGGAAGAUUUUUCGUUUUAUCAAGAAAAAAUUCCGGGUUAUUUCUUUUUACUAGGUAUGAAAGACGAAACCGCAGAAAAGCCCGCUCAUGCACACUCGCCGUAUUUCAGAAUCAACGAAGAUGGGCUUCCUUUUGGAGCUGCACUUCAUGCAUCGAUGGUUGUACGGUAUCUUUUCGAUAGCCACAAGGCGGGUUCCACUUAUAGUGGAUAUCGCGCGCAUGACGAACUUUGAUUUGGUUGAUGUUUUUAUGAAUAAUUUUUGCGUUCUUGAAAAAAAAAUAAAAGGCGGUGGCAAGAUCGUGCAACCUUGGCAAGUUUAUUGUAAAUGUUCGUUCGUCUGUUUUUAGGAAGAUUAUCUUGUCCGUUUAUUUAAGAAAUUUGAAUAUUUGUCCCGUUUAUUUUGGUUUUCGGGACAAAUUCUGCGUUUUGUAAUAUAAUAUUGCUAUAAGAAAACAAUCUCAAUAUUUCUCAU
Messenger RNA from Erythranthe guttata (spotted monkey flower), 1668 nucleotides. Its product is annotated as IAA-amino acid hydrolase ILR1-like 4. Gene Ontology annotation, biological process: auxin metabolic process. Gene Ontology annotation, molecular function: IAA-Ala conjugate hydrolase activity. Gene Ontology annotation, cellular component: endoplasmic reticulum. The record is from RefSeq and is a predicted model, not a curated record. NCBI's taxonomy places the organism in Eukaryota, Viridiplantae, Streptophyta, Magnoliopsida, Lamiales, Phrymaceae.